UGGCCCCUUUCCAAGGUGAUUUCCCAUAAACCACAUGCUCUGAGAGGCCGCUUUAAAAGGCCGAGCCCGCCUGGGCCAGUGGCGCUCAGCUCGGCUCCAGAAAGUGAAAGUUGGACUCGGGACUGCAGCAGCCCCCAGCCCGCCAGAGCCGAGCCGAGCGUCGCCACUGGAUUAUUAGCCCUCUCCUCCGCUGGCCCAGAGGCCGCGUGCAGGCAGCCCCCUUGCGCUCAGCCGCCGGCCACUUAGAAGGACUCUGCAAGGCUCACUCAGCAAGGCUCUGCACGGCUCACUCAGCAAGGUUCUGCCCGCUCCGACUCCGGCUCGGGGGACAGCCGCCCUGAUGACCCCACGGGGCGCAGGCGGGAACUGCCCACUCACGAUAUGGCUGGGCUGUUGGCUUCUGCUGCUUUGUCUCCUGGCGGUCUGGAGCCAUCCCACCUAUGGGCCAGAAACUUGUAACCAUCUUAUUGGGGAAGGUCACCUAACGAAGCUGCAGCAGCUGAUUGACAGCCAGAUGGAAACAUCCUGCCACAUUACCUUUAAAUUUGCAGACCGGGACCAGCUGAAAGAUUCCAUCUGCUACCUUAAGAAGGCAUUUCCCCUGAUCCAGGACAUUUUUGAGGAAAUCAUUCGCUUCAAGGACAAUUCUUUCAAUUACAAUGCCUCCAGGGAUCUGCAUGAGCUCUACCUGAGGCUGAGGGAUGCUGGGUGUGUCACCAGGGAGCAUGAGGAGAGAGAUGAGGCCUGUGUUAGGACUUUCAACAACACCCCUGUCCAGAUAUUGGAGAAGGUCCAAAAUAUCUUUAUAGAAAUCAAUAGACUCCUUAACGAUGACUGGCAUGUCUUUGACCGUGAUUGCACCAGUAGCUUUGCCAAAUGUGUCAAUUCAGAUGUGGUGACCAAGCCUGAUUGCAACUGCCUGUCCCCCAGAACCACCCCUAGCAGUAAGCUGGCCUCUGUCCCCAUCCAUAGCUCCCUCUCUCCCUCCACAGCCCCAGUGGCCAACUUGGCCUGGGGAGACUCUGAGGGGACAGAGGGCAAACCUCUCGUGCCCAGUGACCUGCCACCUCAAACAGCAGCCCAGGGCAGUGCCAGGCGCCGAGUCCCCCGGAGCACCUGUGGAAGCGUGGAGGCAAUGGAGACUGCGGGCACGCUCUCUGCUUCCCAGUCCCUGGUGGGAUCUGAGAUGGAGCCCGGGAGCAACAAGUCUCCCCCUGACUUGUCCGAUUCCCCUAGGAUAAAGGGCCUUCUCAACUCUGCACUCGACACUGACUCAGCUCUAGGGGAUGCCUCAGGUGAUGUCAGCCCUGGUUCUCAAGAAACAGAGGCUCCCCUUUUCCUGUUGGGAGGGGGACCUAUCCAGACAGGGACCACAGAUCCAGACGAGCUCCUCGCCACUCCCUCGACGCCUGUUCUUGCACAGGGAUCGCUGGCCCAAGUGAGGAAUGACCACCUGCAGAAUGAGGGCAGUACCCCACUGGCUGGCCAGGCCAGAGAUUAUUCAUCAGAGGAGAUGGAUGGAGGUAUCCAGGGCCUGAGCUCACCCACUACCCAGCUGCUGCACUCUGAGGAAACCCAGGGCAUCUCCAACCUCCCUGCUCAGCCCCGUUUCCCCAGAAGCCUCUCCUGGGGCGUCCCCCGACCCCCAAAGGAGCUGGAGGGCAAGAGAAGCACUAGGGUCCGGAGAAGCCCUGCCAAGCUGGAAGGAGGAAGAGGAGGUCAAGGUUUGGAGAGAGAAGAGGGCCCAGGCGGGCCCCACAAGGGCUUUAACUCGCUUCCUUUGACUGACACAGGCCCCGAGAGGCAGAAUAUGGGAAGCCCUGUCCUUCAGUUCCAGGGUUCUGACUUCUGGGUCCUGAUAGCCGGCAUCCUCCUGGUCCUCCUAGCAGUGGGCGGCCUCCUGUUCUACAAGCAGAGGCAGUGGAACCGACAGGAGCUACAGCCAGCAGAAAUACCUUUAGAUCAGCCAGAGAUCAGAAGCCCCCUGAACCAGGAAGAGGACAGACAGGUGGAGUUGCCAGUGUAGAGGUCGUAAUGAGCUGGGCCCACAGGACAGUCCCUCCAUGGGAGGAGAAGCCGUGGGGGCUUCCAGACAUCCCCCAAGCCUGUUCUCCCAGGAUCUCAACCCGCCCAUCACGGAGGCCCUCGGCCUGGACUGGACAGGACAGGAGCAGGCGAGGGUGGAAAGCCCUCUACCACUCAUUCUCUGUCCUCUUACUCCUUUAUUGACUGAGAGAGGGAGGGAGGAUGAUCAAGAAGCUACAGAUAUUUAUUAUGAUUAUUUUGGCCCUGGAGGCCAGCGUCCAUGCUUCUGGGAGUGCCAGCAAAAGUGUGCUCAGAGCCUUCUGCCCUCAGAGACUGACCCACAGGGCAGCCUGGGAAAGAAGGAUGACCUUCAGCCCCCUCCCAUCCCUCAGUCCCUUCCAGAAUCUGAGCCUGGACCAAAGGAGAAGAGGGCUGUUGGGUGGGAAACAGCCUUUGGGUAGGUGUUGUUGGGAAAGAUUGGGCUGGAGUUCCCAUUGCUGCCAGGACAAGAGUUUUUCAGGGAAAUAUGCUCCCAUCUUAUUUAUGAAGCACCAAGAAAUCCAGGCUUCCCAGCAAGCAAGAGCAUGUCCCAAGAGGAAGGAGUGCCUCAAAGCUCCCCGGGCAAUGCAGCUUAGACUUCAUUUCCCAAAAAGGGGUGCAGCUAUCAAGAUGGGAGAAGACACCUAUACAUUGUCACUAGCCUACACAGACAGCUGGGGAGGUGUCUCUGAACCAGUGAGUGCUCUCAGCUCCCUCUGAGUGACAGCUUGGGGGCCAUACCCCAGAAUAGCUCCUUGUCCCUUUGAGUCAGGGUCCUUCAGGGAUUCAGCCUCUGAAAAGCCCUAUUGCCCAAAUCCUGACACCAGCCAAGAUGUGUGCAGGAAAGAACAGCAAUCACUGUGUCCUAACCCAUCCCCAACAUGCCCUGGGCUCUGCUCCCAUCUUCCCUCACAACUAUUAGCUGGGUUCUAGAGCUGCUCCAGAACAUCUGGGUAGGAAGAACCAGCCAUCUGAUGAAGGAAGCCUUUGCACUGUGAAUAUUGAAUCUUCUUGCUGUACUGUCCUGACCUCUUCCCAUAGGCAGCAUCUGUUAGUCCCCCUUCUCUACUGCCCCUUUGCCUCCUAUGCACAUAAAACUCCUGAGCUGGUCUCAUGAUGAUGAAGGGAUUCUGCUGCCCUUUCCUCCACUACCAUGUUUUGGUGUCCAAAUAUAAUGGGUACCGUGGGUUGGUUUCCAUGGACCCUGGCUCCCUGGAGGGAGGGUAAAUAUUACCCAUCAGUCUACCUGCUACAAGCUGAGUCUGCUGGAAGAUCUUGGCUUCUGGGUCUCAUACUUUGACAUUACAAAAAGAAAGAGAAUAGAAGUUUUUUUUUGUUUGUUUUUUUUUAAUGACUGGAGUGGAGAGAACCACUAUGUCUUUGAACCUGUUUGUAUGACUCUGGAGGUGGGAAUUGGAGCUGUGUCUUGGCUUGAUUGUUUUUCCCUGAACUGUUCUCCCAUUCAACCAAUCCCCUCUCAAGCCUUUGGGAGAACAGAAGAGCAGUCUUCUGACUGGUUAGAUUUCUUCUCCCUGAUGAUCUCAGUGCAAUGAGUUUCUCAAUCUUGUUUUCAUCUCAAUCCUUCCCUCCAGAUCUCAGCUCAUCUUCCUUCUUUCCUGUACUCCCUUGUUAACUUUCUUUCCAGCCCUUCCUUCCCUACUCCCCCCAAAACCUCUGCUUUCUCCUUUGCUUUCCAGUUCUUCUUUCUCCGGAUUCCUUUCACUUCUGGUUCACCUGAUCCUCCCUUCCUUGGUACAGUCCCCAGAGUCAGGGAAGAGAGCUUAGCUUGGUCCCCUCUUGGAACUUGCUCCAAAGCUCCGUCACUGGUUUAGUGUCUUGGAAAUUAUUUCUUCACCUUCAAAAGAAGGGGAGUAAUUUUUACCCUUUUCCACUGCUGUGUGGGAGGAGGUAUGAAGCCAUUAAAUAUUGGAGAAGAGAUGAGGGUGGAGGGAGCUGCUGUUUAUUAUGCCUUCUAUUUCCUCUUUUGCCCACCCUUACCAUUGCCUUACUUCCAUCCUGUCAUUUUGCUAGGUUUUAUACAUCCCCAUAAGUCUUCCUGAGCCUUGUUAAAUAGGAAUCUCCAGUGUCUGUCCCCCCAUUCAUGCUUUCCUUAUUAUUCGUCCUUAAGCCCCAGGCCCCUAGGGCAAGGGGAGCUGGAUUCCCCAACUGCUACUUGGGGCCCAAGACUACAUCAGAGACCUCCUCGCGUCCAAAUUCACCCACUGGGUGUGGUCAUAUCUUGGCCCUAAGAGGGAGCUUUGAGAAGAGGGCUGGCUAAGGGCAGAGCCAGACCUCCAACAAGGAGAAAUCUUCCCCUGGGCCUCAUUUUCCUGGCCUCAGCAUUAUUUUUUUUUUGAUGUUAAGUAAAUAAUAUCUAUUUACAAUGAAAACUUUGAAGACAUAGAAAAAUAUGUUUGUUUUCUUUUAAAUGUAUACUGUGCAAAAGAGGUCAAAAUAGCAAGACCAGCAUUUCAGAUGCUCUUUGUCCAUUGGUAGGUGAGAUGAAUGGUUCCUCCCCCAGACCUAAGUAGGUCCUUUCAUCUGUCUCUUCUUCCUCUGACCAAACCCCCACCCCACUUCCCUAGGGAAGGCAAGUGGAGCUGGGGCCUUGCACUGUGUGGUUGUUUUUAUACUUGGAAAUGGUGAAUUAUUUUAUAUAUAAAGUCAUUUAAAGAUUUAUUUAAAAGAAAUAGGAAGCUGCUUGUAUAUUUAAUAAUAAAUGCAGACAAAACCA
This is a messenger RNA of Antechinus flavipes (yellow-footed antechinus), 4798 nucleotides long. It is a transcript of the gene CSF1, whose product is annotated as colony stimulating factor 1. The record is from RefSeq and is a predicted model, not a curated record. Gene Ontology annotation, cellular component: membrane. The transcript is spliced from 9 exons. Gene Ontology annotation, molecular function: growth factor activity; cytokine activity. Gene Ontology annotation, biological process: osteoclast differentiation; positive regulation of macrophage differentiation. The coding region runs from base 341 to 2026 and encodes 561 amino acids. Lineage: Eukaryota; Metazoa; Chordata; Mammalia; Dasyuromorphia; Dasyuridae.